Molecule: messenger RNA, 2897 nt
Organism: Acomys russatus (golden spiny mouse)
Lineage: Eukaryota; Metazoa; Chordata; Mammalia; Rodentia; Muridae
Gene: Cep95
Product: centrosomal protein 95
Exons: 20
Coding region: 229-2700 (823 amino acids)
Cellular component (GO): centrosome; spindle pole
Source: RefSeq, a predicted model, not a curated record
GGAGCCCGCAAACUGCCGUCCGAGCGCGUGCUGCGAGAGGAAGUACCUCUCUGAUGACCAAUCAGCGGCGAGAAGCCGUUUUAACGUCCCUCCCUUUUCCACCCCUCCUUCCCCGCUCACUGGUUCCUACCCCCUCCUACCCGCUUGGGCUCUACCGGGUUCGGCCCUUCCAGGACACCGUCGCCCGCGCUCUCGUCUCGGAGUCCGGCCGCGACCUCUCUCGGCAGUAUGGCCAGCUCAGAGGCUGAAUGGGUAACAAUUGCCAAUAACCUUCUUUUUAAAUGUCACAUACACCUGAGGAUACAUGAACUUGGAGACUGUGAUGCUAAUGUUUUUAUUGCACUUUAUCAAUCCAUUUUGGGAGAAAAGGUACCAGACCUCAUAGUUACCCCCAGCACUCAAGAAGAUGAUGCCCACAAUGUACAAGCAGUCAUUGAUUCACUAGCUUUGGAUUACCUCCAGGUCAGCCUGUCUCACAUAACAGGAGAAAACAUAGUGAGGGGGGAUAAGGAGUCUAUCAAGAAUCUCCUAGAAAUAUUUGAUGGAUUGCUGGAGUACCUGACCGAGCACAUCAGUGAGACAUCGCACAGCAAAGGUGAAACUGAACAGUAUUUUAAAGACUCUUGUGGAGAAGAACCCGUGGAAGAGCUAGAAAGUAUCAAGGAGUCCAAGUCAUCAUGGAAAAGAGUGUCUUUGGGGAGGUGUUCCUCGUUGUCUGAUGCUUUGGCCCCCACCUGGGAUGAAGCUGAAGCUGAAUCUACAGGUGAAAUAAUUAGGCUCGGAGACACCGCGCAUACCUUCUCCCUAAGAAGUAAUGGUGCUCAAAAUUCUAUAGACUUACAGUCUUGGAAAACCUCGGCCUCACCAAGCAUUAAACCACAUGAGGAAGUGUUGGACCCUGGCUCAACAGGCUUUCUAUCCAAGACUGGGACAGCUUUUGAAGCAGCAGAAACUCCUUCUGUGAGAAUGGUUACAAGUGCCAGGAAGUUAGGAGAGCCGAUCCGCGCUGCCAUUCCCUUACACCCCCCCUACCAUCCUUCUGAGCCUCGAGCACCUUGGCCCAUAGGGAAGGAAUUCCUCCGUUCAAGUCACUACCCACCUGCAGUGAUCUCUGGAGAGCUUACAGCACUCUCUGUGGAACCAGAAGAUAAAGUUUCCUCAACUUCCAUGUUAUCCAAAGAUGAUGAACAGGACAUAUGUCUAGCUUUGACUCAAAGCCCCAGGACAAGGAAGCUUCCUAAAGAAAAAAGAAAUGAAAACAGAGCUGUAGCCCCCUCAGGGUAUCCGCCUUUCCCUCAGAAGGCCAGGAAGCGGUUAACAGAACAAGAACUGCAUGCAGUGUCAGAGAAGCUCUCUCAGCAGCUCUCUGAACUAGACUGGAUGUUAAAAAAUGCCCUGGGUGAGCGAGCAGCAGGCAAGACUGAUGGUAAUGAAGGCAAUACUGGAGACGAAGAGGUGCACAGUGGGAAUGAGAUCCUGUCGCAGCAUAGUGACAGCAUCAUGGAGUACGGACCAAAGAAGCCGAGGCCAGGACUUUCCAUGUACAGAAAGGCACCUUACAGGUCCCACUCGCUGUCACCAUCAUCAGUAAAGAAGCACAGACAAUUAGAGAAAGAGAGAAGAAAGCAGCACAAGUCUAAAGGGGCAGACACCCGCCAGUUCCAAGCAAAGGCGUUAACUGAAGCAUUUGAACGGGAAAUAAGAAAAAAUAAAGUUCAGGAGAACAUUGGACUUCGAGGGAUAAGUGACAAUGAGGAGGAAACAGAAAACACACACAGAGAAGCCAUUCCUAAAGGAACUCCAAAACAGAGUCAGGUCCAGAAGAUUUACUCCAGAAAAACUACAGCUCCAAGUCCAAAAGGUGGUUUCCUGAAGUCAAGCAAGGCAGCUCCGAUGAAAGUAAACGAACACAGUCUCCUGCCCCUGAUGCUGGAACAGUUCCCAUUUCUUUAUGUUUCUGACCCAACACUGACCAAAAUGUGGAAGCAGCAAAUCGCACAGGUUGAACAACUCAAAAGGGAAGCUCAGAGAGAAAACCGAUCAAAGAAGAAACUCCAGGAUGAAAUAGAAGAGGCCCUGAGACGGCAUGACCUCCUUACUGCCCUUGUCAAGAAAGAGUAUGAACAUAACCAGAGGCUGCAAGACUUCAAGGACCGAAUUCGCAGACAAAGGCUAACCCAAUCAAAGGUAAAAGAAAACCGUCAGCAAACUGUUCGUGCCCGGAAAUAUUAUGAUGACUACAGAGUUCAGUUACGUGCGAAAAUGAUGAGGAUGAGAACCCGGGAAGAAAUGAUCUUUAAGAAACUGUUUGAAGAAGGUUUACAAAUUCAGAAGCAAAGACUACGAGACCUAAGAAACUACGCCAAAGAGAAACGCAACGAAGAAAAGAGACAGCACCAGCAUGAGCUGGACUCGAUGGAAAACUACUAUAAGGGCCAGUUUUCAUUGCUGGCAGAAGCUAUAUCACAGGAACGUCAGGAACUCAAAGCCAGAGAGAAAUCCCAGGCUCAGACGUUCCAUAAGAUGAAGAGGGAGCUGAGAGCUAAGAUGGAGAAGGAAAUCCAGCAACUGCAGUAUAUAAUAACCCAGAACGACGACGAUGCUUUCUUCCGGGAACUAGAGGCUGAGCGGUUCAGAGCUCGGCUGCAGCUGGCUUCCUUCCAAUACAGUAAAAGUCCUUUCCCAGGAGGCCAAACUUGAUAGGUUUCUGGAGACCUUAGCAAUAGGGGCAGAGCUAGACCUGAGCCAGUAAACAGUCUAAAACCACAAUAUGCCUUAUUUAUGUAUUCAUGCUAAAACUUUUAAUUUUUUAAAAAUAAAAACUUUUCCUUAAAGCUUACCGCUUUUGAAUCUAUAACCUAAAACCUGAGAAAAGAGAAUAGACAUUUUAUCCUAAA